Mercenaria mercenaria is the source of this 1675-nucleotide messenger RNA. Its product is annotated as zinc finger protein 665-like. The coding region runs from base 13 to 1326 and encodes 437 amino acids. NCBI's taxonomy places the organism in Eukaryota, Metazoa, Mollusca, Bivalvia, Venerida, Veneridae. The record is from RefSeq and is a predicted model, not a curated record. Gene Ontology annotation, biological process: regulation of transcription by RNA polymerase II. Gene Ontology annotation, molecular function: DNA-binding transcription factor activity; RNA polymerase II cis-regulatory region sequence-specific DNA binding. The transcript has a single exon.
GAGACACAUAGCAUGAUACAUACUGGAGAGAAACCCUUUAAAUGUACUUCUUGUGAUUAUGCAUGCUGUGACAGAAGUUGUCUGGAGACACAUAGCAUGAUACAUACUGGAGAGAAACCUUUUACAUGUAAAGUUUGUGAAUAUACAUGUAUUAGAAUUGAUACUAUGAAAACACAUAUGAUGAAACAUACUGGAGAGAAACCUAUGAGGAUACGUACUAGAGAAAAAUCCUUUAAAUGUACUACUUGUGAUUAUGCAUGCUGUGACAGAAGUUGUCUCAAGACACAUAGCAUGAUACAUACUGGAGAGAAACCUUUUACAUGUAAAGUUUGUGAAUAUACAUGUAUUAGAAUUGAUACUAUGAAAACACAUAUGAUGAAACAUACUGGAGAGAAACCUUUUAAAUGCAAUGUUUGUGAUUUUUCAUGUAUUGAAAGGAGUAUUCUAAAGAGACAUAUGAGGAUACAUAGUGGAGAGAACCCCUUUAAAUGUAAUGUUUGUGAUUUUGCUUGUAAUCGAAGUCACAAUCUUAGGAGACAUCUGACGAUACAUACUGGAGAAAAACCUUCUACUAUAUAUAAGUGUAAUUCUUGUGAUUAUGCAUGCAAUGAGAGCAGUCGUCUGAAGAAACAUAUGAGGAUACAUACGGGAGAGAAACCCUUUAAAUGUAAUACAUGUGAUUAUGUAUGUAAUGAAAGCAGUCGUUUGAAAACACAUAUGAGGGUACAUACUGGAGAGAAACCGUUUAAAUGUAAUACAUGUGAUUAUGCAUGCAAUGAAAGCAGUCGUCUGAAGAAACAUUUGGGGAAACAUACUGGAGAGAAACCCUUUAAAUGUAAUACAUGUGAUUAUGCAUGCAAUGAAAGCGGUCAUAUGAAGACACAUAUGAGAAUACAUACUGGAGAGAAACCUUUUAAGUGUAAUACUUGCAGUUACGCAUGCUGUGUAAGCAGUGAUUUGAAGAUACAUAUGAGGAUACAUACUGGAGAGAAACCCUUUAAAUGUGAUACUUGUUAUUAUGCAUGCUAUGCAAGCAGUCGUCUGAAGAAACAUAUGAUGAUACACACUGGAGAGAAACCCUUUAAAUGUAAUACUUGUAAUUUUUCAUGUAAUACAAGCAGUAGUCUGAAGAAACAUAUGAUGAUACACACUGGAGAGAAACCCUUUAAAUGUAAUACUUGUAAUUUUUCAUGUAAUACAAGCAGUAGUCUGAAGAAACAUAUGAUGAUACAUACUGGAGAGAAACCCUUUAAAUGUAAUACUUGUAAUUUUUCAUGUGAUACAAGCAGUAGUCUGAAGAAACAUAUGAGGAUACACAGUGAAUAGAACUUCAAAUGUAAUAAUUGUGAUUUUACCUGAAAUUCCAGUUAUAAUCUUAGGAGACAUAAUAUGAGAAUACAUACUGGAGAGAAACCCUUAAAGCAGCAUGCCUCCAGAUCAUUCUACAACAACAACAAAAAAAUUUUCUUAGAGAUCUUCAAAUAAAAGCUGUAUUUCUUAAGAAGGCUUUAAAACUUAAUUACUGACAAACGUUAUGUUACAGAAACUCAUGAGAAUUUGCUGUUUUGAGCUCACCUGUCACAUAGUGACAAGUUUAGCUUUCAUGAUCAACCUUUGUCUGUCGUCAGUCCGUGCGUGCGUCCACCUGUCCAUCAAUAAUUUCUUGUCUGCACGA